CGCACGUUCCCCCAGACGAAAACAACAAAAACUCGUCGCCGUCGCUCAAAUCCGAAUUGAAUUUAUUUUUCCCAAACAGAAAUCAUAAAUUAAUCAAAGCAUUGUUACAACACCAACGAUUUUCGGACUCGGAUUCUCUUCUUUUUUUUUUUGGCGGAGAAGAGACAACAAAAAAAAAUAAUUCAAGAAAGCAAGAGGAAGAGGAAGCCAGCAAUAACAACAACAACAACAACGACAGAAAAUGUGCCGCUGCUGUCAAAACUGUUGGGAAGAUUUCUACUGGAAUUGCUUCGAGGAGCGUUUUUGCUAUGAUGAAUCGAUCGCCAACUACAAUCCCGAGGAUGACGAGGACUAUUUGGCAUCCAGAAAGAAUGGCCAGAUUAUUGGGCGCAUACAGCCGUCAUCGGCGGAUAAUAACAAUUCGUUGACGGUGCCCCAACCGAUUUGCGAUCAGCCGCAAAUGAGGCAAGGCAACUCGAGCUUGGGCCUGAGUCUAAUGAGCGCCAAGAUCCACGAGGAAGACUAUCGUCGGGAGACACAGAUCAAUGUUCCCAACUUGGGACCAGAGAUAUUGGCAGUGUUUGCCAAUUCGCAGAUCUUCCAGGAUCAUCAGCCAACCAAGCUAAAUCGGAUUAGCACAAAGACCUAUUUGGCUGGUGUACAUUCGCCGAAUCGCGAGAUGCCGACCACACCGCGUUUGAGUGAUCAAGAUAGAUUGCUGCGACGUCUGGAAGGUGAUGCAACGGAUGCAAGGACAGGAUCGGCAGAGAAGCGUAUCACAUUCACCUUGGCCCCCAGUUCCGCUGAAUGCUCACCCUCCGGAAGCCAAACGACCCUUACUCCCAAGAAAUUUGAGGCCAUUGCCGAGGAGGAGAAGGAAGACGAGAAGGCCGAAGAGGAGGAGGAGGCCAUGGAGGAGGUGGUUCUCCGACCACGCCUCAUUGACCGUCAUCCUCACCUGUUGGCCAAUCCCAGCGGUCUGGCCACCACGCCCAAACGGAUCCUGCGAUCUGCCAAAAGCGUUCCCCACAUGAAUGUACGAUCGUCGGCUAGCGAAACUGAUAUAUUCUCAAUUAGUGGCACGAUGACAGGAAGUAGCCAGAUCAGCAUGACGCCCGAGGUGCCCUCGAUAUCGUUUAGCAAUCUGCCGAAGAACUACGAAGACACACCCACCAUCGAGAAGUACAGGGUAUCACAGAGUCUGUAUUCGAUUCAAACGGCAAAUGCAGCUCGUGCCACGCAAGAUGAUUACUCGAUGCCACGAUAUUUCCGUCGAUCUGCCAUGUUAUUGACUCAGAGUUCAGAGGUUCUGCCGGGGUCCAGUUCUUUGGCCUCCAUGUCACCAUCAAUGGCUUCUUCCUCUGCCUCGCCAGGAUCCUCCAAGGACGAACUCCGACGCCCCGAAAAGGAGAAGAGCAAGAGACUCCAAAUGCUGCGCGGAAAUCUGCCACCCCUGCUCAUCCAUUCCGUAUCCUUCAAACGCAAUCGUGACGAGGGCAAGCAGGUGGACUAGUUGCUUUCGACAAUUAUUUAUUCGUUAACCCAUUUGUCCAUGUUUUAUCUUUUUAAAAUGUCUUAGACUUAGUAACUUUUUAAGUGUUUUCUGUAUUAUGUUCUAAGCAAAGACCUUGUCCAAAACAACUCACUCAGUAUUCGGAUGUACUUCAUUUAUGAUCGAUAUUACAAAAUAAAUUGUAUUUUACCCCAAA
Drosophila eugracilis is the source of this 1709-nucleotide messenger RNA. RefSeq lists its product as uncharacterized. The record is from RefSeq and is a predicted model, not a curated record. NCBI's taxonomy places the organism in Eukaryota, Metazoa, Arthropoda, Insecta, Diptera, Drosophilidae. Bases 242 to 1513 code for a protein of 423 amino acids. The transcript is spliced from 5 exons.